Gossypium raimondii (Peruvian cotton) is the source of this 1598-nucleotide messenger RNA. RefSeq names its product geranylgeranyl diphosphate reductase, chloroplastic. NCBI's taxonomy places the organism in Eukaryota, Viridiplantae, Streptophyta, Magnoliopsida, Malvales, Malvaceae. Gene Ontology annotation, cellular component: chloroplast thylakoid membrane. The transcript has a single exon. The record is from RefSeq and is a predicted model, not a curated record. Gene Ontology annotation, biological process: photosynthesis; chlorophyll biosynthetic process. Gene Ontology annotation, molecular function: FAD binding; oxidoreductase activity, acting on the CH-CH group of donors, NAD or NADP as acceptor. The coding region runs from base 195 to 1565 and encodes 456 amino acids.
UAAUUUUUUAAUAUAAACAAACAAAAAAUAACCUCACUAAUCUACUACACUACAGUACACCAACCCCCACAACUCACUAAUUAAUGUUAAAACCAAUGUGAACCGAAAACAGUGAAGUUAAACCAAGUCCCAAGCUUUUUCACUCUCUCUCUCUCUUUACUCCAAGAUUAGGGUUUAGCUUCCAAAACACAAAAAUGGCAGCUUCCCAACUCCAAAACCCUCUCAAAACCCCAUCUUCUCAGCUCUCGAUCAAAAAACAUAAACCCUGUUUCCUUAAACCCCGGCGUUUAACUGUCUCAGCUGCCCAUCCCCACCUUAACGGCCGAAAACUACGGGUCGCCGUGAUAGGUGGAGGUCCAGCUGGCUCCUCCGCCGCGGAAGCCCUAGCUUCAGGCGGAAUCGAGACGUUUCUCUUCGAACGUAGCCCUUCCACCGCCAAACCCUGCGGCGGCGCUAUCCCUCUCUGCAUGGUCGAUGAAUUCUCCAUCCCUCACCACCUCAUCGACCGCCACGUCACCAAGAUGAAAAUCAUUUCCCCCUCAAAUCUCACCGUCGAUUUCGGAUCCAAAUCCCUUCGCGCCCACGAAUCCAUCCCCAUGCUCCGCCGCGAGGUCCUCGAUGCCUUCCUCCGCAACCGGGCCGAAUCCGCCGGCGCCCAACUAAUCCCUUCGCUCGUCACCCAUCUCGAAAUCCCUUCCUCCUCCUUGUCUCCUUACAUCAUCCACCACACAGUCAACAACUCCCGUAAAACCCUAGCCGUCGAUGUGAUCGUCGGCGCCGACGGAGCCAACAGCAAAGUGGCUAAAUUCAUAAAAGCCGGCAACUACACGUGCGCCAUAGCAUUCCAAGAGCGAAUCAGAUUACCAGACGAGAAAAUGGAGUAUUACCAAAACCUCGCGGAAAUGUACGUGGGAAAUGACGUGUCACCCGAUUUUUACGCGUGGGUAUUCCCCAAAUGCGACCACGUGGCAGUGGGGACUGGGACGGUGUGCGGGAAACAGGAUAUUAAAAUGUACCAGCAAGGGAUCAAACAAAGGGUUAAAAACAAGAUCAAGGGCGGAAAAGUGAUCAAAGUGGAGGCCCACCCAAUCCCGGAACAUCCCCGACCGGUAAGAGUAAGAGGACGCGUGGCACUAGUAGGGGACGCGGCGGGGUAUGUUACAAAGUGCUCAGGUGAAGGCAUUUAUUUUGCGGCCAAAUCGGGGAGGAUGUGUGGGGAAGGAAUAGUAAGAGCAUCGGAGGGUGGAGAAUGGAUGAUAAGUGACGAUGAUUUGAAAAGGGAGUAUUUGAUGGAAUGGGACAAAAAGUAUGUGAGUACAUUUAGGUUCUUGGAUUUGUUGCAAAGGGUGUUUUAUGGGAGUAAUGAAGCAAGGGAAGCAUUGGUUGAAGUUUGUGGGAGUGAGUAUGUGCAAAGGAUGACUUUUGAUAGUUACUUGUAUAAGAAGUUAGCUAAGGGAGAUAGAUGGGAAGAUCUUAAGAUGGUUUUCGCUACUUUUGGGAGUUUGAUGAGAUGUAAGAUUGUUGGUAGAGACAUGGCUGCGUUCAACUUGCAACUUUUUCCAUGAAUAAAUGCAAAUUUUGUUAUCAACUCAAAACAA